Molecule: messenger RNA, 312 nt
Organism: Alternaria arbusti
Lineage: Eukaryota; Fungi; Ascomycota; Dothideomycetes; Pleosporales; Pleosporaceae
Exons: 2
Coding region: 1-312 (103 amino acids)
Source: RefSeq, a predicted model, not a curated record
AUGUCCGACUACAUCGACGAUUUCGAUUUCUCCUCCCUCUCCAUCGACGACAUUGACCUUGGUUUCGUUCCGCAGGAUGAUCUCGCUGCGUUUGAGUCUUUGAAAGCAGAUUGCAUUCGGGCCUCUAGCAUGCCGUACGAGCACUUCGACAACACAUUCGCCGCACCUAUGCCCGUUUCGCAACCGCCGCUCAACACCGACGCGAUGAUGCACGAACACCCCCUUCAUGGUAUUACACCUUGGUCCUUCGCGACACCAGGCAACCAACGUUCACAUCGCGCGUCCAUGCCCAGCGAUACCGUCUUCGCGUAA